Molecule: messenger RNA, 3119 nt
Organism: Helicoverpa zea (corn earworm)
Lineage: Eukaryota; Metazoa; Arthropoda; Insecta; Lepidoptera; Noctuidae
Exons: 9
Coding region: 642-1898 (418 amino acids)
Biological process (GO): regulation of transcription by RNA polymerase II
Cellular component (GO): nucleus
Molecular function (GO): DNA binding
Source: RefSeq, a predicted model, not a curated record
AACCGCGCAACUUUACAUUCACUACUUUCCUCCACCUCUGACAGGUAGCGCACGAUUAUACACGCUAACAACAAUUUAUUAAAGUCGCUUAUCCUAAAAUCUUGUCUAUGUUAAAGUUUUGUCUAUAAAGUUUUGAAUCAGUAACGCGUUUUGGUUUCAGUUGGAAGCUUCUACUGGAUAUUCGAACUUACACAUACGUUAGCGACAUGCACAAGGGCUUUAAAACAACAAAAUUAAAAAAGCUCGUGAGACGGUCUGGCUCGCGAGCGAUAGAGAGAGAGAGAAUCAAACUUUGCACUCUUCAUUUGUGCACCAAUCGAGAAAAAAUUCAAUAAAGCUCGCUUCCUUUUGUCUAAUUGCCUAUGUAAACCUACUUAUAACAUGGCGAUUGUUCGAUUUCUGCGACAUUCCGGGGAGAACAUGGGGUGCCACGAUGUUGUUUACACUUGUACUCAUAGAACACAGCGCGCUUUUGUUGACCUCAUGAAUACAACAAUAUCGUCAAUGUAAACUUUUGAUCUUAACUCACUUAUAUUGUUACUCUUAAUGCUUCGAGUUUAUUACCGUGAAAGAUUUAUAUGAAAAAAAUAAUUAUAGUGGAGUAGAUAUUAUUAGUUCGUUUUUUUUUGGUUUGCUAGGAAAUGCCCGGCUACGGACUGUCUCAAGUGAAAUGCGAACCGCUCUCGGACGAAGAAGACAGCGACUCACAAUUCGCGCACAGUUAUCUAUCCAGUCAGCAGGGCAGCGGCUUGGAGGAGCUGGCCCCGCUGGCCCCGGCCGCGCCCGCCGCCACGCCGGUCUGCGUGAAGCAGGAGCGCGCAGAGUCACCGCCUGCUGCCACGCUGGAGACUCUUGAGUCUGCUCCUCAUAAUGCACAGAGCACAUCACUGCUGGAUCGUCACAUGGAAUUCAUGAACGUCAGCGAAGUUCCCGACUCCACUGACUUCAUGCCGCUACUGGCUGUCAAGGAUGAACCGUCUUCAGAAGGUGAGCAACCGCACCUCAGUGGCGAAGACACGAGCGACUCAUGCGGGAGACAAGCCUCGCCCGCGCCCCGACACAGCCCAAAGAGCUGGACGCAGCAUGACAUGGAACGAGCUCUCGAAGCCCUCAGAACACACCAGAUGAGCCUCACUAAGGCAUCAUCAACAUACGGCAUUCCGUCGACGACGCUGUGGCAGCGCGCGCACCGGCUCGGCAUCGACACGCCGAAGAAGGAAGGCGCCGCCAAGUCAUGGAGCGAGGCAGACCUGCGAGGAGCCCUGCAUGCCCUCAGAGCCGGUGCCAUCUCCGCUAAUAAAGCCAGUAAGGCGUAUGGUAUUCCCAGCAGCACAUUGUAUAAGAUAGCGCGUCGCGAGGGCAUCCGUCUGUCGGCGCCCUUCAACGCGGCGCCAACCGCCUGGCGCCGCGCCGACCUGCAGCUCGCGCUCGCCGCCAUCCGCGCCGGCAGCAGCUCCGUGCAGCGAGCCGCCACCACAUACGGCAUACCCACUGGAACCCUGUAUGGGCGGUGUAAGAGGGAAGGCAUCGAGCUGUCCCGCUCCAACCCCACGCCAUGGUCUGAAGAUGCCAUGGGAGAAGCGCUCGAGGCAGUACGUGUGGGCCAGAUGUCUAUCAACCAGGCGGCCAUUCACUACAACCUGCCUUACUCCUCACUCUACGGCAGAUUCAAGCGCUGCAAGUAUCAGAUGCAGGGUAUCCCUCAAACCCAGCAACCCCAACAAGAGCUUCAAAACCUGGAAUCAGAACAACCUCACGAAGUGCCACAAUACUACCACCAGCUACCACCUCACCAGGAACCAGACCCACACACAUACACACACAUGCACGACUACACCCACACUCACGAACAGUACGGACAGUACUACCAGGGCUUCAACAGUAUCGCCACCAGCUGAGGGUAUGGCCCCACCUCAAAUAAUGAGGGUCUUUGAUAUUCAAACUUUUUAGAAUGAACAUCGACACCACACCCAAAUAGGUACUGGUUGCUUAAAAAAAUAGUGGCGUCGAUUGUCAUUCUUGACUAUGUUUUUGAUUUUCGAAUGUUUAAGUGCGUGGUUAGUGCUUUUAACCAUUCCGCCUAUGAAGAGCGAGCGUUUCAACAAAAAUGUAACCGUGUCUAGAAUCUAAGGUGUCGUUUUCUUGUCUUCAGUAUGUGUAACUAUUUCUUUAUAAUAGCGUUUACUGAAGAGCCAUUUUGGCAAAAUUUACCAUCUAUUUUUAGUAGUUUUACUUUUUAUAAAUCGUAAUAACUUCAUUUGAACACGAGUAGCGACAUCUAUUAGGGUAAGGUAGGAAACUGCUAGCGUACAUUACAGAAAACUGCCAUUAAAAGUAAAUACGUAAUUAGCGAAUAAGUUUUAAUAUUUAAAUAUACAAUUAUACAAAAUUUCUUGCUAAAAUACCCUAACAACAUUAAUUAUUCUGGUUAGAAACCUACAAAAACUUUUGAAAAUAUUUAUUUUAUUGUCUGUAAAAAAUAACAGCUGAGUAUGUUUUUCUUGUUUUUCCUUAAUUAAUAGACAACUUAUUUAAAGUGGCGCCAUUUUUAACAAAGUUGUGUCCUUGAGUUGUGUACGAUACUCUGGUUGACGUUAUGUGAUGAAUUUCAGCAAUAUUAGGAAAUGUUUGAUAAUUUAAGUGUAUGGAUAUAAUGUAUAAGCCGUGGUAACGAAGUCUUGCUAAGAUUUGUAGUAAAUUACUACGAUUUAGUUGAGUAGUAAGUAUCUAGUGUUAUAGUGGCCAUUUCUUGUGAUUCAAGGAAAUAUACGAAAGAAUUAUUAUGAUAAGAUUGGAACAUUCUGUCCACACGUAAAUACGUAAUUUUAAUGUGAUAGAUUUAGAUAUAUAACUACAUUCGUUAGUAUUUUUGAAUACUUCGUUGUUUAGAACGUUUGCUCUUUUUUUUCAAACAUGGUUUACGGGUUUGUCCAUUCACCGCUAGAUGGCGUAACUCUGCUUUUGUAUCCGUCAAUAGAUGGCGUUGUUUAAAGUUUACAAUUUUUUGACGAUGUGCAAUAUGAACAAAAUUAUUAUUCCAAUCUGUAUUAUUCAUAGUUAUACAAUGUGCAAUUAUUCCCACCGUAUAGUAAAAACUUAGAACAUAAUAAACUCGAUAG